Solanum tuberosum (potato) is the source of this 1146-nucleotide messenger RNA. RefSeq names its product probable magnesium transporter NIPA6. Gene Ontology annotation, cellular component: membrane. Gene Ontology annotation, biological process: magnesium ion transport. Gene Ontology annotation, molecular function: magnesium ion transmembrane transporter activity. Bases 71 to 820 code for a protein of 249 amino acids. The record is from RefSeq and is a predicted model, not a curated record. NCBI's taxonomy places the organism in Eukaryota, Viridiplantae, Streptophyta, Magnoliopsida, Solanales, Solanaceae. The transcript has 7 exons.
AGUUAUUCUGAUAUUUACUGCAGGAGUUGGAGGCUAUGCGUAUUUGCUUGAACCACUUUGGUGGACAGGCAUGAUAUCAAUGAUCGUUGGGGAGGUGGCCAAUUUUGUGGCUUAUAUUUAUGCUCCAGCAGUUCUGGUGACCCCUCUUGGUGUUUUGAGUAUAAUUAUCAGUGCUAUUUUGGCGCACUUUCUGUUGAAAGAACGAUUGCAAAGAUUGGGUGUACUGGGAUGCAUUUCGUGCAUCAUGGGCUCAGUGGUUAUUGUUAUCCAUGCACCUCAGGAGAAUAUGCCAGCUUCUUUAGAAGAAAUCUGGAUUUUGGCAACUCAACCAGCAUUUUUGGCUUAUGUAGCUGCAACUUUAUCGGUGGUGCUAGCUUUGAUUUUGCAUUUUGAGCCUCGCUAUGGGCAGACAAAUAUACUGGUUUAUUUGGGAAUCUGUUCCUUAAUGGGUUCAUUCACGAUUGUCAGCAUAAAGGCUAUUGGAAUUGCAAUAAAACUUACUUUGGAAGGAAUAAGUCAAGUUGCUUAUCCUCCGACAUGGUUUUUUCUUUCUGUUGCAGUGAUAUGCGUCAUCACACAGCUAAAUUACCUUAAUAAGGCACUGGAUACAUUCAACACUGCAAUUGUUUCUCCAAUAUAUUAUGUAAUGUUCACCACAAUGACCAUCAUCGCAAGUGCAAUAAUGUUCAAGGACUGGGCAGGACAAAGUGCCAGCGACAUAAUUUCUGCGAUAUGUGGAUUUAUAACUGUACUUUCAGGAACAGUCAUGCUCCAUGUCACUAGAGAGCAGGACCCAGUUCCUUUGCCAGGUAUGGAUUAGACUAAAGUUUACUGGAAGUUCUUAUCCUCACAUAUUAUAUAUGUUCAUUCUAGAUACAGUGCUACCUUGCCUAUUAUCUACAACAAGGAUGUCAUCACAUCUUUCUGUUGCACUCCUUUAAAAAACAGAUGUUGAACUAGGCGUGAUUACUGCUACUUCUGCGUUCCUUUGUAGUUUGGUGCAUCAUCACCAAGGGAGAAUAUAUUUUACAGUGUCAUAUUAUUUGAUUUAUUGACAUACUCGCUAGCUAUUCCAUUUGGGAUGAUCGCCAAGCCUCUUGAACACAUUUUUGACAGACGCAUACAUGUGUACUUUGUUAAAUUAGG